Molecule: messenger RNA, 4756 nt
Organism: Anguilla anguilla (European eel)
Lineage: Eukaryota; Metazoa; Chordata; Actinopteri; Anguilliformes; Anguillidae
Gene: trim3b
Product: tripartite motif containing 3b
Exons: 14
Coding region: 384-2699 (771 amino acids)
Biological process (GO): proteasome-mediated ubiquitin-dependent protein catabolic process; negative regulation of translation; protein polyubiquitination
Molecular function (GO): translation repressor activity; zinc ion binding; ubiquitin protein ligase activity
Source: RefSeq, a predicted model, not a curated record
AGGGAGGGAGAGGAGGAGACGGAGCGAAACUUUGCCGGAGAAAGAGCGUGCGUUAAAAAGGCUGAAGUGUCCCGCAGGAGGCUGAGGACUUGAGCAGCGCGGGUUUGAGGGGGGGGAGCACCACUCCACUCAGGCACGGGCACACGAGGAGCACCCAGGCGAAGGGGUGCAGAGAGCAGGAGGGGUUCGGGACGUCCGCUUCCAGGAGCCCCCCCUCUGCGUGAGCCCAGAGAUUCGGGAGGGUCGACUGGAGAGGUCAAAGGUUAUACAACCCUGCACUUGGGGACAGCUUCCAUAACGCCUUUUGCUUUGAGAGUGACCAACCACCAGCGGGACAAAAUGAUUGGGUUAACCGGUGCCCGCGCCCCUGGCUGCCCCCGUGAAUGUCUGUCGCCAUGGCGAAGCGUGAAACCGGCAGCACCAGCCCAGUGGUGCGGCAGAUAGACAAGCAGUUCCUGGUCUGCAGCAUCUGCCUGGACCACUACCACAACCCCAAAGUCCUGCCCUGCCUCCACACCUUCUGCGAAAGGUGCCUACAAAACUACAUCCCCCCGCAGUCCCUGACGCUGUCCUGCCCCGUGUGCAGACAGACCUCCAUCCUGCCGGAGAAGGGCGUGGCCGCGCUGCAGAACAACUUCUUCAUCACCAACCUGAUGGAGGUGCUGCAGAGGGACCCGGAGUGCUCCCGGCCGGAGGCCUGCAGCGUGCUGGAGUCCGUUAGCGCCGCCGCCGCGGGGAAGCCGCUGUGCUGCCCCAACCACGAGGGCAAGGUGAUGGAGUUCUACUGCGAGUCGUGCGAGACGGCCAUGUGCCUGGACUGCACGGAGGGUGAGCACCGGGAGCACGUGACCGUCCCGCUGCGGGACGUCCUGGAGCAGCACAAGGCUGCCCUCAAGAACCAGCUGGAUGCGAUUCGCAACAGGCUGCCCCAGCUGACGGCGGCCAUCGAGCUGGUGAACGAGAUCUCCCGGCAGCUGACGGAGCGGAAGAACGAGGCGGUGAGCGAGAUCAGCGUCACCUUCGAGGAGCUGGAGCGGGCGCUGAACCUGCGCAAGAGCGCGCUCAUCAGCGACCUGGAGAACAUCUGCAGCGCCAAGCAGAAGGUGCUGCAGGCCCAGCUGGCCUCCCUGCUCCAGGGGAAGGAGCACAUCCAGAGCAGCUGCAGCUUCACGGAGCAGGCCCUGGACCACGGCAGCGCCACCGAGGUGCUGCUGGUGCAGAAGCAGAUGAGCGAGCGGGUCAGCGCCCUGGCCCGCCACGACUUCCCCGAGCAGCCGCACGAGAACGGCCACCUGGACUGCCUGGUGGAGACGGAGGGCCUGCGCCGCUCCAUCCAGAACCUGGGCGUCCUGCUGACCACGGGCGCCGUGGGCCACACCAGCGUGGCCACGGGCGAGGGGCUCCGGCACGCCCUGGUGGGCCAGCACACGUCCGUCACCGUCACCACCAAGGACAAGGGCGGCGAGCUGGUGCGGACGGGCAACGCCGCGCUCCGCGCCGAGAUCUCGGGCCCCGACGGGGCGCGGGCCGACGCCGAGGUCACGGACAACAAGAACGGGACGUACGAGGUGGGGUACACGCUGCGCUCCGAGGGCGAGUUCUCCUUCGCCCUGCUGCUCUACGGGCAGCCCGUGCGGGGCAGCCCCUUCCGCCUGCGGGCCGUCAAGCCCUCCGACGUGCCCCAGUCCCCCGACGACGUCAAGCGCAGGGUGAAGUCGCCCAGCGGGGGCGGGGGCCACGUCCGGCAGAAGGCCGUCAGGCGCCCCUCCAGCAUGUACAGCACCAGCAAGAAGAAGGAGAACCCCAUCGAGGACGAGCUCAUCUACAGAGUCGGUACGCGUGGGCGGGAGAAGGGAGAGUUCACGAACCUGCAGGGCAUCUCCACCUCCAGCAACGGCAGAGUGGUGGUGGCAGACAGCAACAACCAGUGCAUACAGGUGUUCUCCAAUGACGGACAGUUCAAGCUGAGGUUCGGGGUCAGAGGUCGUUCCCCCGGGCAGCUCCAGCGCCCCACGGGCGUGACCGUGGACAUGAACGGCGACAUAAUCGUGGCCGACUACGACAACCGAUGGGUCAGCAUCUUCUCCUCCGACGGGAAGUUCAAGAACAAAAUCGGAGCGGGUCGCCUGAUGGGACCGAAGGGCGUCGCCGUGGACCGCAACGGUCACAUAAUCGCCGUCGACAACAAGGCCUGCUGCGUCUUCAUCUUCCAGUCCAACGGGAAACUGGUGACCAAAUUCGGAGCCAGAGGGACCUCAGACAGGCAGUUCGCAGAAAAAAGUGGUGCACACUUAGCACUGGAGCAAAAGCUUAGUAAAUCUGGUCCCGUGUUCAGCCCGCACUUUGUCGCUGUAAAUAACAAGAAUGAAAUAGUGGUGACUGACUUUCACAAUCACUCUGUGAAGGUGUACAACGCUGACGGGGAGUUCCUCUUCAAAUUUGGCUCCCAUGGAGAGGGAAACGGGCAAUUUAACGCCCCCACAGGCGUGGCAGUCGAUGCCAACGGGAACAUCAUUGUGGCAGACUGGGGCAACAGCCGAAUACAGGUGUUCGACAGCUCAGGCUCCUUCCUGUCCUACAUCAACACCUCGGCCGACCCGCUGUACGGGCCCCAGGGCCUGGCGCUGACCUCGGACGGCCACGUGGUGGUGGCGGACUCUGGGAACCACUGCUUCAAGGUCUACCGCUACCUGCAGUAGAGCCGGAGAGAGGGAGAGAGAGAGAGAGGGAGAGGGGGAGAGAGCCGGUGCUGGAGCGAAGGAGAUGCAGGAAAUGUACAGGGUGAUCCUUUUAUUCCUCUUUUGAUUCCCUCUGUUACGGUCGCUCCGAAAACUUUCCCGAGCAUCAACCGAGUUUCUCUAAAGGAUAAUGUUUUUUUUUUUUUUUAAAGCAACAAAUCGACAAAAGCGAGUCGCGCUUCGGUACCUUUUUUCCGACGAUGAGACUCAACUUUCUUUUGCACUGGAAAAGAAAAAAAAAUUAAGAUGGCUAUAUCCAGAAGAACCGAGGGACUCAAACGACUGACUCUUAACUUCACCUUGAUGAGGCGAUUCGAGAAGAAGGAGAAGGUUACGAGGCCCGUAGCAAAGAAGCUCGAGCGCCUUAGAGCCAAAGUCGUUUCCAAACGCAUGAAGCCGUGGCCUACCAGAACGGCCGCCGUCAGAAAGCAUUCAUUUCACAUGAGUUUUUUCCGAGGCUUCAAAAAUCGUGACAGUCAAUAGAAGGAGGAGUGAGAGAGAGUAAAGACUGACAGAACUUCUCUCUUCCCUUUUGCUUUACUUCUCAGUACAACAACAAAUGUAAUCUAUUCAAAAAUGCAGUCUUUCAUGCGAUUGCAACACCAUCCGUGCAUUUAAUUCCUAUGUAUAUUUACACACAAACACACACACACCUGUAAAUUUACCAGCGGACUAAAGCUCCACCCUCCAUUUUAUGAACUCACACAUACUAGUCGUCUUUGGCAGUUCAGAUAUCCAGCAUUUUAGCACAUACAGCAUAUGUGUCUAUGAGACACACAGGGAUUUAUAGGACCGUAUUUAUUGCAAACAUCAACAGCACAAUUAUGCACACUUGAUUUGUGCUCUUUUUAAAAGAGGAAUAAAUUUACUUAAUUUAUUUUCUUUUCUACAUGAUUUUAUCUUUUACAAAUUAUUUUUCUAAUUUGAUGUGUUAAAAUAUUUUGUUUCUCUGCCAAAUCUCCAAGCCAUCACCUAGUAAUGCACAGUACCUUAACAUACCGGUGGAAUCUUUACUUUUUUCUGUAGUCCGUUUCCAUGACGAACUAGCGGAACCAAUCACAAAAACGGAACCCUCAUCAAAUAUCAAAUGCAUUUGCCAAAAUUUCUAAAAAUUGGUUAUUGUUAUUGAACAUAAUAUAAGGUUAAGAGUAAUAUAUAUGCCUAUGUGUAUAUAUAAAUAUUAUUGUCAUAUAAAGUAUGCUAUAUGUAUAGAAUAUCAUUGUUAUUACUGUGGAGAAAAAAAAUCAUUGCCAUCAGUUUGUCAGUAUUUCAUUAGUUUGCUGUCACAUUUGUUUAGAUGAUUACUUUGCGUUUAUGGCCUGCUAGCCAUGCUCAUCAUUAACCUUUGGCCUACAGUGUGGAUAAGGGUGUUAUUGGUUUUGACUGACACGUUUCCUAUAGAUAAACCCUUUUUUUGUGUGUUGGGAUGUGUUUCAGUCAAGCUCUUAUACGCAAAGUUACCAUAACAACGUUGUUAUUGUUGUGUACUUCCUUUUCGUAAAAAAAAAAGAAAAACAAAAAGGUUGUGGAAAGCCGAAGGUUGACAGCAAGGUUGGCGGAAUAUUUUAUAUAUUAUUUUUGUAUGGGUAACUUUCUGCAUGUCAGUGAUGAUCCCAGUUAGAAUGGUUUGAUAUCCAGGUACAGGCCCCAAGCAGUGCUACCAUUCCUUGCGUCGUCCCACCCUUGGCCAGAGUGGAUUUAUAUCACCUUGAUUUGUUAGUUCCACAUACUGGAUAAAACCGUAAAAUUAAAAUGUUAUCUGUUCUGCGAUCAUACCCAUUACACCCGAAUUCGUACCAUUAGUGUUGACUGUCACAAAUCCUUCCAAUGCAUGAAAUCGUGCUUGGAAAAAAGGAAAUAAGAAAAGAGAAACAAAAAAAAAAACUCAUUUUAAGUGAACAGAAAUCCUAAGUAAUACAUAAAAAAAUGUCACCUGUGUAUUUAUGUUUUACUCAUUGGAUUCAACUGAAGCAGUAUGUAGUACAAAAAUUGUAAAUAUUAAAACUGAAAAUACGCCC